Cheilinus undulatus (humphead wrasse) is the source of this 1761-nucleotide messenger RNA. It is a transcript of the gene slc6a4b, whose product is annotated as solute carrier family 6 member 4b. Bases 1 to 1761 code for a protein of 586 amino acids. NCBI's taxonomy places the organism in Eukaryota, Metazoa, Chordata, Actinopteri, Labriformes, Labridae. The transcript is spliced from 13 exons. Gene Ontology annotation, molecular function: serotonin:sodium:chloride symporter activity; serotonin binding. Gene Ontology annotation, cellular component: neuron projection; membrane. The record is from RefSeq and is a predicted model, not a curated record. Gene Ontology annotation, biological process: sodium ion transmembrane transport; serotonin uptake.
AUGGCCAGCAGUCUGACCCACCACGGCUCCCCAAACCCCGGCUACACCGCCAAUAACAACGCGGUCCCUGCGCCGGUCCUCACUCAGACCAACUCCAGAGACAAGUGGAGCAAAAAGAUGGAUUUUCUCCUGUCUGUCAUUGGCUUUGCGGUGGACCUGGGAAAUGUUUGGAGGUUUCCUUACGUGUGUUAUCAAAACGGUGGAGGUGCUUUCCUUAUCCCCUACAUUUUGAUGGCCAUCUUUGGUGGCGUGCCGCUCUUCUACAUGGAGCUGGCACUGGGACAGUUCCACCGCACCGGAGCCAUUUCUAUAUGGAAACACAUUUGUCCCAUUUUCAAAGGUAUAGGCUAUGCCAUCUGUAUCAUCGCCCUGUACGUCUCCUUCUACUACAACACCAUCAUCGCCUGGGCCCUCUUCUACUUCUACUCCUCCUUCUCCAGCAUUCUGCCUUGGACAAACUGUGACAACGUGUGGAACACCCCCGACUGCACCAACUACUUUGGCAUGGACAACGUCACUUGGACCAAUGCCUCCAGGUCUCCGGCAGAGGAAUUUUACACGAGGAAUGUUCUGGAGAUUCACAAGUCUUCAGGGCUGAAAAACGUUGGGGGUGUCCGAUGGCAGUUGAUGCUCUGCCUUUUCCUUAUUUUCACCAUUGUUUACUUCAGCCUGUGGAAGGGGGUGAAGACUUCAGGGAAGGUUGUGUGGGUGACAGCCACCUUGCCCUACAUAGUGCUGUUCAUCCUGCUUAUUAGAGGAGCAACUCUGCCUGGUGCAUGGAGAGGUGUGGUGUUUUACCUGAAACCACAGUGGGGGAAGCUUCUGGAGACCAGUGUGUGGGUGGAUGCAGCAGCACAGAUAUUCUUCUCUCUAGGCCCCGGCUUCGGGGUCCUCCUGGCUCUCUCCAGCUACAACCCUUUCACAAAUAACUGCUAUCGUGAUGCCAUUGUGACCAGCUUGGUGAACUGUCUGACCAGCUUCGUGUCAGGCUUCGUGAUCUUCACCGUCCUGGGCUACAUGGCUGAGAUGAGGCAGGUGGAAGUGGAGGAUGUAGCCAGAGAUAAAGGACCAAGUUUGCUCUUCAUCACCUACCCAGAAGCCAUUGCAAACAUGAUGGGCUCGACCUUUUUUGCAAUCAUCUUUUUUACAAUGAUGAUCACUCUGGGACUUGACAGCACGUUUGGUGGGCUGGAGGCAAUCAUUACUGCAGUGUUGGACGAAUACCCAGAUCUUUUCUCUCACAGACGUGAACUUUUUGUUCUGGGCUUGGUUGUUGUCUGCUUUUUGGGCUCACUAAGCACCCUUACAAAUGGUGGGGCCUAUGUUGUAAAACUGCUAGAGGAAUUUGGAGUGGGAAGCUCCAUCAUAGCAGUGGGCUUCCUUGAGGCCAUAGCUGUUUCCUGGUUCUAUGGUAUCAAAAGAUUCAGCAAUGAUGUGCAGGCCAUGCUGGGGAAAGCUCCUGGGUUAUUCUGGAGGGUGUGCUGGGUCGCCAUCAGUCCAGCUUUCCUAGCUUACAUUAUAGUGAGCUCCCUGAAAGUGCCACCCCUCACACUGUUUGACUAUAAGUACCCAGACUGGAGCAUCACAGUGGGAUACUUUGUUGGCUUCUCAUCUUUCAUGUGGAUCCCCAUCUACAUGGUGUACAAGCUGGUGUGGACCCCUGGAUCUCUGAAACAGAGGUUGGCAGUGUGUCUAAGACCAGAAAGGACCAUAAUACCAGAAAUCCACGCUGACAACCUCACCAUGGUUACUGUACCAUAG